This is a messenger RNA of Camelus dromedarius (Arabian camel), 972 nucleotides long. It is a transcript of the gene HORMAD2, whose product is annotated as HORMA domain containing 2. The transcript is spliced from 9 exons. NCBI's taxonomy places the organism in Eukaryota, Metazoa, Chordata, Mammalia, Artiodactyla, Camelidae. The record is from RefSeq and is a predicted model, not a curated record. Bases 1 to 972 code for a protein of 323 amino acids.
AUGGCCACUGCUCAGCUCUCUCGCUCUAUCAGAAUUCACAAGGCAUCUAAGGAGACAAUUUUCCCAUCCCAAAUCACUAAUGAGCACGAGUCAUUGAUAAUGGUGAAGAAACUCUUCGCUACUUCUAUCUCAUGCAUUACAUAUCUAAGGGGCCUAUUUCCAGAAAGCUCUUACGGAGAACGCCAUUUGGAUGACCUCACUUUAAAAAUCCUCAGAGAAGAUAAAAAAUGUCCUGGGUCACUGCAUAUUAUCAAGUGGAUUCAAGGUUGUUUUGAUGCUUUGGAAAAGAGAUACCUACACAUGGCAGUACUUACACUUUAUACAAAUCCCAAGGAACCUGAGAAAGUGACUGAGAUAUACCAGUUCAAAUUCAAAUACACAAAAGAAGGAGCCACCAUGGAUUUUGACAGCAGUAGUACAAGCUUCGAAAGUGGGACAAACAGUGACGACAUUAAGAAAGCCAGUGUUCUACUGAUCCGUAAAUUGUACAUACUGAUGCAGAACCUUGGACCCCUUCCUAACGAUGUUAUACUUACCAUGAAACUCCACUACUAUAAUGCAGUGACCCCACAUGAUUACCAACCCCCUGGUUUUAAAGAAGGGGUGAACUCACACUUCCUGCUGUUCGAGGGGGAGCCUGUAAAUCUGCAAGUGGGAUUGGUCUCCACUGGCUUUCAUAGCAUGAAAGUAAAAGUCACAACCGAGGCCACCAGAGUGUCUGAUUUGGAGAACAAUCUAUUCCAGGAGAGCAGUACUACGGAGAUUGCCCAUCAAGGACUAGACUGCGACGAGGAGGAAGAGGAGUGCGACAAUCACGUAAGGCGGAGCUUAGUAACUCCUCGCUUCAGUUUAACACUGUUGACGUUUUUCGGUUCCUACACAGGUCAUAUCAUAGUAAGGGUCCAAUACAGUGUGCUGGAUAUAAAAACGAAAACAAGACUAGCGCCUGACCUCAAGGAGUCUUUAUUCUAA